AUGACGGAGCCCAUGCGUACGAUCGAGUCUGGUCUCAAAACACCUAACGCGCAAACCGACUCAAAACUCUUCCGCCUCCCUGCCGAGCUCCGCAAUGAGAUUUACGCCUUCGCUCUCGGCGGCAACACUUGGUCAAUCAAUAUGACCGAAGGCAAGCCACGCGCCAACAACGCCAGCCCACAUGCCCUGGCCCUUCUACAAGUCAAUCGCCAGAUAUAUGCCGAAGCCCGUCUCUUUCCCUACUUGUACAGCACCUUCGAGGGCCGCCACAACGGCCACCUGCGCAUCUGGGUCCAGUCCCUGACGCAUGUGCAACGCAAAUCGAUCACAUCUGUCAAGUACCACCAACGGAGCUACAUCACCGAGGGCGUGUGUGGUCUGAGUGUGAGCCCUAUCUUUUGGAUGGAUACGCCAAAUAUGGAACAGUGGGAUCUGGAGGGGUUGAAGCGGAUUGAGAUUGAGGUCGUGCUGCAUAAGUGGGGAUGGAAUAGUAACGAAGAGGAAACAAAGAAAGUGAGAGCGAGGGCACUGAGCAAGCUACGUGUGCUGGUUGAGAUUGAGCAUCCAGGUAUUGAGGUGGAUAUAGUAUCCAAGUGUGGGUACUAA
Ascochyta rabiei is the source of this 606-nucleotide messenger RNA. Its product is annotated as beta transducin. The coding region runs from base 1 to 606 and encodes 201 amino acids. The record is from RefSeq and is a predicted model, not a curated record. The transcript is spliced from 2 exons. Lineage: Eukaryota; Fungi; Ascomycota; Dothideomycetes; Pleosporales; Didymellaceae.